AUGAGGAUCGACUUGCGGAGGGCCUCUGUGCUGGAUUUAGGUGAUGCUGAAGACAGAAAAGCUGCAGGCCCUGAAGCUGUGAUAUUUGAACUUGCUGCUGAGCGUUGGAGCUACAUUCAGCUCCAAGAGACUGUGAAGAGGAAGUUGGAAGGAGCUCGAUCACCACUUAAUGGAGACCAGCAGAAUGGUGCUUGCGAUGGGAGUUUUUCUCCAACGAGCAAGAGAAUACGAAAGGACAUUCCUACAGGAAUGGAAACCCUCAAUAUGCCACUGCCUUCAGCUUCUCCUCUUCACCAACUUGACCUGAAGCCUUCUUUGCCCUUGCAGAAUAGUGGGACUCACACUCCUGGGCUUCUAGAAGAUCUAAGUAAGAAUGGUAGGCUUCCAGAGAUCAAACUUCCUGUCAACGGUUGCAGUGACCUGGAGGACAGCUUCACCAUCCUGCAGAGCAAGGACCUCAAACAAGAGCCUCUAGAUGACCCUACUUGCUUAGACACAUCCGAAACGUCUCUUUCAAAUCAGAACAAGCUGUUCUCAGACAUUAACCUGAAUGAUCAGGAGUGGCAAGAAUUAAUCGAUGAGCUGGCCAACACGGUUCCUGAGGAUGACAUACAGGACCUGUUCAACGAAGACUUUGAGGAGAAGAAGGAGCCCGAAUUCUCGCAGCCGGCGACGGAGACCCCUCUCUCCCAGGAGAGCGCGAGUGUGAAGAGCGACCCCUCCCACUCGCCUUUUGCACACGUCUCCAUGGGAUCUCCCCAGGCGAGGCCCUCCUCCUCUGGCCCUCCCUUUUCCACGGGCCCCACGGCCGCGAGUUUGCCUUCGGUGGCCAGCACUCCCGCAGCUCCAAACCCCGCCAGCUCACCAGCAAACUGUGCUGUCCAGUCCCCUCAGACUCCCAGCCAAGCGCACGCUCCAGGCCCAGCCCCACCCCGGCCUGGAAACGGUUAUCUCCUUAAUCCCGCCGCGGGGCCCGUGGCCGGGGCCAGCUCCGACAUGUCGCCCGCGGAGCAGCUCAAGCAGAUGGCCGCGCAGCAGCAACAGAGGGCCAAACUCAUGCAACAGAAGCAGCAACAGCACCACUCCAACCAGACCUCCAGCUGGUCGCCCUUGGGGCCCCCGUCCAGCCCCUACGGAGCAGCCUUCGCUGCGGAAAAACCAAAUAGCCCAAUGAUGUACCCCCAAGCCUUUAACAACCAAAACCCCGUAGUGCCUCCCAUGGCAAACAACCUGCAGAAGACGACAAUGAAUAACUACCUCCCUCAGAACCACAUGAAUAUGAUCAAUCAGCAGCCAAAUAACUUGGGUACCAACUCCUUAAACAAACAGCACAAUAUUCUCACCUACGGCAACACUAAGCCUCUGACCCAUUUCAACGCGGACUUGAGUCAGAGGAUGACCCCCCCGAUGGCCAACCCCAACAAAAACCCGGUGAUGCCCUACAUCCAGCAGCCGCCGCCGCCGCCGCCGCCGCCGCCGCCGCAGCUCCAGGCCCCCAGGGCGCACCUGAGUGAGGAGCAGAAGCGCAUGCUUCUCAUGAAGCAGAAAGGAGUGAUGACGCAGCCCAUGGCUUACGCCGCGCUUCCAUCCCACGGGCAGGAGCAACACCCAGUUGGACUCCCCCGGACCACAGGCCCCAUGCAGUCCUCGGUGCCGCCAGGCUCGGGCGGCAUGGUGUCGGGGGCCGGUCCCGCGGGCCCCGGCUUCCUCGGCAGCCAGCCCCAGGCAGCCAUCAUGAAGCAGAUGCUCAUUGACCAGCGGGCCCAGCUGAUGGAGCAGCAGAAGCAACAGUUCCUGCGGGAGCAGAGGCAGCAGCAACAACAACAGCAGAUCCUGGCCGAGCAGCAGCUGCAGCAAUCACAUUUACCCCGUCAGCACCUCCAGCAGCAGCGGAAUCCCUACCCUGUGCCGCAGGUCAAUCAGUUCCAAGGUUCUCCCCAGGAUAUAGCAGCCGUGAGAAGCCAAGCGGCCCUCCAGAGCAUUCGAACGUCACGGUUGAUGGCACAGAACGCAGGCAUGAUGGGAAUGGGACCCUCCCAGAACCCAGGGACAAUGGCCGCGGCAGCAGCCCAGUCAGAGAUGGGACUGGCCCCUUAUAGCAACACACCUACCAGCCAACCAGGAAUGUACAAUAUGAGCACAGGGAUGACCCAAAUGUUGCAGCACCCAAACCAAAGUGGCAUGAGCAUCACACACAACCAAGCCCAGGGGCCAAGGCAGCCCACCUCUGGGCAAGGGGUUGGGAUGGUGAGUGGUUUUGGUCAGAGCAUGCUGGUGAACUCAGCCAUUACCCAGCAGCACCAGCAGAUGAAAGGGCCGGUGAGCCAAGCCCUGCCGAGGCCCCAGGGCCCGCCAAGGCUGCAGGGCAUUAUGGGAACAGUCCAGCAGGGAACGCAGAGCUGGCCACAGAGGAGCUUACAGGGGAUGCCUGGGAGGACUAGUGGAGAACUGGGAUCAUUCAAUAACGGCGCCAGCUACCCACUUCAGGCUGGCCAGCCGAGGCUGACCAAGCAACAGUUCCCACAGGGACUGAGCCAGGUUGUGGAUGCUAACACUGGCGCCGUGCGAACCCUCAACCCAGCUGCCAUGGGUCGCCAGAUUAUGCCACCGCUCCCGGGGCAGCAAGGCAGCGGCCAGGCCAGGCCCAUGGUCAUGCCUGGCCUAAGCCAGGGCGUCCCCGGCAUGCCAGCGUUCAGCCAGCCCCCAGCCCAGCAGCAGAUGCCCAGCGGCAGCUUCGCUCCCAGCAGCCAGAGCCAGGCCUACGAGCGGAACCCCGCUCAGGACAUGUCCUACAAUUAUAGCGGCGAAGCAGCCGGGGCCUCCUUCCCCGGCCUCUCGGACAGUGCGGACCUCGUGGACUCCAUCAUCAAAGGCGGGCCGGGGGACGAGUGGAUGCAGGAGCUUGAUGAGUUGUUUGGGAACCCCUAGUCAAGAGGAGCCCCGAGAGCCGCAAGUCUAGUGUUGAAAGCCUAAAACGUGAAAAAGAAACAGGAUGUUGAGCCAUCCCUGUUUUUUUUGUUUUUUUGACCCACGUAAACUGAGCAAAACUGCAGCUGGCUGACAGUGAAAGAUCCAGGUGCCAAUCCACAGCCGCGCUGGGCCUCAUUUCACCGGAUUUUCACACAGCAGUCGAGACAAGACGCCACGCGGAUCCCGGCUGCAAGAGAGAGGGACGCCGCCGAGGCCGGUGGGGAAGACGGAUCCGAAGGCCCUGCGCUCGGCAGCCCCUGUGCUCGCCGGGCGCAGGGAGCGCUGCUCCAGCCGAGCCAGACCGCCGCGCAGCG
Molecule: messenger RNA, 3284 nt
Organism: Leptonychotes weddellii (Weddell seal)
Lineage: Eukaryota; Metazoa; Chordata; Mammalia; Carnivora; Phocidae
Source: RefSeq, a predicted model, not a curated record